Setaria italica (foxtail millet) is the source of this 2642-nucleotide messenger RNA. Its product is annotated as serine/threonine-protein kinase Nek3. Lineage: Eukaryota; Viridiplantae; Streptophyta; Magnoliopsida; Poales; Poaceae. Bases 435 to 2276 code for a protein of 613 amino acids. Gene Ontology annotation, molecular function: protein kinase activity; ATP binding. The record is from RefSeq and is a predicted model, not a curated record. The transcript has 14 exons. Gene Ontology annotation, biological process: protein phosphorylation.
UUUAUGGCCGGCCUGUACAAUGAAACGCGUAUGAAUUCCGCUAUCACGGGGCGGCGAUACGAAUCAGCACAUAAAGAAUGAUCACGGAGCACUAAUCCAAGCAUUUUUUUUAGUCAAUCUCUCUCUCUCUCUCUCUCUCUCUCUCUCUCUCUCUCUUGUCUCUCUCUCUAGAGUGUGUGUGCUUGGCUCCCACCACUUUUCUCUAUCUGCACUUUGAAAACUUUGAAAGCCUCUCGCAAGCACAGCCAGCCCUCCAUUUCGUUGUCGGCAUGUCAACCCUCUCUCUUUCUUUCUCCCGUGCACUCCAUCAGCCAUACUUUCUCGCUCUAAAAAUGGGAGCCGAGCAGUGAGGACGAAGAACAGGAACCGGGCGCCCUUCAUCAUCCGUUAGCUAGCCGACGAGGUGAUUUCUGAAUCAGGUGCACCACACAAAAAUGGAGCAAUACGAGGUGUUGGAGCAAAUUGGGAAGGGUUCAUUCGGCUCUGCGCUCCUGGUGAGGCACAAAGUUGAGAAGAAGAGGUAUGUCUUGAAGAAGAUCCGCCUCGCCCGCCAGACCGACCGCUGCCGCCGAUCAGCACACCAGGAGAUGGAGCUCAUUGCAAAAGUAAGGAACCCUUACAUUGUGGAGUACAAAGAGGCUUGGGUAGAGAAGGGUUGCUACGUGUGUAUUGUCAUCGGUUACUGCGAGGGAGGGGACAUGUCAGAAGCCAUUAAGAGGGCUAAGAGCAACCAUUUCUCAGAAGAGAGGCUGUGUAUGUGGCUUGUGCAGCUCCUGAUGGCACUUGAUUACUUACAUGUGAAUCAUAUCCUUCAUCGCGAUGUCAAGUGCUCAAAUAUAUUUCUCACAAAGGAACAAAACAUACGGCUUGGUGAUUUUGGUCUUGCUAAAGUAUUGACUUCUGACGAUUUAGCUUGUUCAGUUGUGGGAACUCCAAGUUACAUGUGCCCUGAACUUCUUGCUGACAUUCCAUAUGGUUCCAAGUCUGAUAUAUGGUCCCUCGGCUGCUGCAUCUAUGAGAUGGCUGCUUUGAAGCCUGCAUUUAAAGCAUUUGUGAGUAGCAUCUCAUGCUUGAUGAAAACUGAAUUUACCUUAAGCUGUAUCGUGAUUGGUGAUUUUCGAUUCUUACAGGAUAUGCAAGCACUGAUAAACAAGAUUAACAAGUCUGUUGUAGCUCCUCUACCAACUAUGUACUCUGGUGCAUUUAGGGGACUCGUGAAAAGCAUGUUGCGCAAAAGUCCAGAUCACAGACCAAGUGCUUCAGAACUGCUUAAGCAUCCUCACCUUCAGCACUACGUGUUCAAACUCCAAUUGAAGUCGACUCUUCCUCACAAUUUGUUCUCAGCUAAGCUUCCUACCAAACACAACACAAAUAAGACUGCGCUUUCCGACACUGAAGACAAUAGCAAACUUAAAUACAGCAAGAGCCAUUCAUUUAAACUAGCAAGGGCUGUAAAACUUGACCAAAGCACUGAUGCACAUGAUCCUCCUAGUUCUACCAGAACUGGGAAGGAUUGUCCAGAAUUGCUAAGUGAACAAAUGGAGGGAUUGUCAAUCCAAGUUACCAAGAAUGUUGUUGAUGAAGUGAAACAUGAGAAGUAUUCAAAAGCUACAAGACCUCCUGCUCCUACUCCAAGAAGGUCAUCAUCGACACCGAGAAGACGAUUACAGCCUUCAAAGACAUUUCAUGCCAGAACUGCUCACAAGGAGCAGCCUCCACAGUCAGGGUCUUCAACAGACCAAAUGGGUCAAGCUACACGGCGAGAAUCACUGCCCCUGCGUAUGAUCAAAACUCCUGAAAAGCGGCAGGCCACCAACAUUCUCACCAGAUUGAAAUCUCCUGAUGUUUCAGUAAACUCUCCUCGAAUCGACAGAAUUGCUGAAUUCCCACUGGCAUCCUCUGAAAACCCAUUACAUCACAUCACAAAGCUUGCGUUGCCAUCUAUCAUUGAUCAAUCCAUCACCAAGGACAAGUGCACUUUCCAAGUGCUUCGAAGCGACAGCGAAAACUACUCUGACUCGCCUGACAUCGACCUUCUUGGUGCUGACAAUUCACCCAGAAGCUCAUCAGAUUGGAGGCAGAGGAGGUUCGACACAAGGUCUUACCAGCAGAGAGCUGAGGCUCUUGAGGGCCUGCUUGAGUUCAGUGCACAGCUGCUACAGCAAGAGAGAUUUGAGGAGCUCGGGAUAUUGCUCAAGCCUUUUGGACCCGGUAAGGCGUCGCCAAGAGAGACAGCCAUAUGGUUGUCCAGGAGUUUGAAAGAAGUUGGACUAUAACCAGAGGCCUGUGAGUGCAAGAUUAAACCUGCGAUAACAUUGUACCUUAACAAGCUUCAGGCUAUCCUGUACAGUUUCAGUUUUGUGAUCUGUGUGUUUUACCCCUGAACUGGUCUUUAUGGAACACCACAUACAUUCGACAGCACUCUUUCUAUUGACCUGUAAUAACAUAUUAGACAAAUUUAUUAGUUAGAUGAACAAUACCUUAGAUUCAUGUGACAUUGUAUCCUGAUUCCCCAAACUGUGUGGUCAGCAAGUUGACAUCUCGAGAGCCAUCUCUAUGGUAUGGCAUGACAUUGUUCAUUGUCAUUGUUUUUUGUAAUUUUUCCCCUGAUACCAUGUAAAGGAUUUAUGAUUCUUCAGUUC